Messenger RNA from Colossoma macropomum (tambaqui), 2476 nucleotides. It is a transcript of the gene sar1aa, whose product is annotated as secretion associated, Ras related GTPase 1Aa. Gene Ontology annotation, molecular function: GTPase activity; GTP binding. The coding region runs from base 176 to 772 and encodes 198 amino acids. Lineage: Eukaryota; Metazoa; Chordata; Actinopteri; Characiformes; Serrasalmidae. The transcript has 7 exons. Gene Ontology annotation, cellular component: endoplasmic reticulum exit site; COPII vesicle coat. Gene Ontology annotation, biological process: intracellular protein transport; vesicle organization; membrane organization. The record is from RefSeq and is a predicted model, not a curated record.
CUGUCUAUGGUUACCACGGACGCCGUCUCCUCUCAGCGGCGCUGUUAGCGAGCGAGCUAACGGCUUAUUCCUUCACAACACAAACCAGUACUGGACAUUAGAGCUCAGCCGAGGACGCAGUGACAGCCUGUGCUAACGGUUACUGAGGACAGAAAAUAAGGAGACACACCUCGCAAUGUCAUUUAUAUUUGACUGGAUCUACAGAGGGUUUAGUGGUGUACUACAGUUCCUUGGUCUAUAUAAGAAAUCAGGGAAGCUGGUGUUCUUAGGGUUGGAUAAUGCUGGAAAGACGACUCUGCUGCACAUGCUGAAGGAUGACAGACUGGGACAGCAUGUGCCUACACUACAUCCUACCUCAGAAGAGCUGACCAUUGCUGGGAUGACAUUCACCACAUUUGAUCUUGGUGGUCAUGUACAAGCCAGGAGAGUGUGGAAGAAUUACCUCCCAGCUGUGAAUGGAGUGGUUUUUCUUGUCGACUGUGCAGAUUAUGAGCGUCUUGCUGAGUCCAAGGUUGAGCUUGAUGCACUGCUGUCAGAUGAGACUAUAUCUAAUGUGCCGAUCUUGGUGUUGGGGAACAAAAUUGAUCGGCCGGAGGCAGUGAGUGAAGGGAGGCUACGAGAAGUCUUUGCUCUUGAUGGACAGACCACUGGGAAGGGAAACAUGUCACUGAAGGAGCUGAACGUGCGUCCUUUGGAAGUUUUCAUGUGCAGUGUCUUAAAGAAACAGGGCUAUGGAGAAGGUUUCCGCUGGCUCUCUCAGUACAUUGACUGAGGGGAGAGUUUUCUGAUUGAAAAGACUCGUAUUGCUGAGUUCUGAUGAGCGACGGAGAGAGAACACCUUCAUAAAGGGACCCAGGAAGAGUACUGGGUAUUUGGCUUAAAGACACCCGUCCCUCCCCAGCCCAAAACCUUCAACAUUCCAUCCAGGAAUACCAGAUGUGAUUUUACAUUGUCACCUGAAACUGAAACAUAUAAAAGUAUUUAAUGCUAUAAUCUGGGCCAUCUUUAUGUCACAUCACACGUAUGUACACUAUUUCUGCGUUCUGUAUGUGUAUGUGACUAAUUUGUCGUGGUGUAGUUUUAAUUUGGUGUGAUACAGCAGUUUGGCCUGGAGCUCAGUAGCUGCACCAACUUUUGUUGACCAAGGAUCACUGCGUACUGCCAACAUGUUAUAAUGUAGUUCAAAACUAUGAAUCAGAAAUAGACAAAAAUCACAAAAGACAACUGAGAACAUUUGAAAAUUAAUGCAAAACGUCAUUCAUUAUGACAUACAGUACUGCGCAAAGGUCUUAGGCAUCUGAAAAAAUGAUAUGUAAAGCCAUGUGUCUUGGCAGUAGGUGUUCAUUUGUUACAAAAACACUAGAAGAAUUCAGUAACUGAUUAUAUGUCUGUGAGUGUGUUAGUUUAACCUCUUCCACAUUCUCCUCGAGGAAUCCCAGUAUUUACUGUUAAAAUCCACAAGCUCAUCUAAUCAAUCCUUCAUUAAAUUAGAUGUGCUGCUGAUGGAAUUUGACAAACGUAUGUAAUGACUGGAGAGCAGCGAGAAGGCAGGAGCCAAACAUAUACCUUUAACCAAGACAUUAACUUUAAGAACAACAAACGAAAGUACUGUAUUUGUGUUGUAUUAUUUGUAUUUAUUCUUAUGUCAUAUAGUGUUUUAUAGGCAAAGCACACUUACUGCCAAGAUAAACAGCUUAAAACAAUUUUCUUGUCCUUUUUGACUUUUGCACAUUACUAUCUGUUGCUUUAGUACUUGCUUUUAAUUUAUUGCAGAAAGUGCAUGGUGUAUCUAGCUCUUGAAUGUUUAUCAUUAUUGAUAGUUAUUUUGCCUCUUUAUUUGAGAUUAAUAGUGAAAAUACAUGUGGCCUCUGGCCCAUGUUUGUCUGUACUCGCUGGGUACCACCAUUAUUAGUCAGUAUGUAUUUAUAAAGCAAUAACAUUAAGCGCCACAUGAGUAGUUGAAGAAUGCACUGGAAGGAAGAUAAUGUUCCACAGAUGUUUACACUGGGAACUUGUCCAUGUCCAUGUAUGUUUAAAUGUGAAUAGGCCUUUGGGCAGGAAUUACACAGACCACCCUUGUAUCAUAAUGCGCAAAGUACGGCUAGCCUCUGAAAUACGUUACUAAUCUGAUUUUCUCUGAUAUGUUUUAAAGUAAAACGAAGUGUACACUAUAUGUGUCAUAUUGUAGAUAAUGUUCAUAUUAUGUUGAAGUCUAGAUAUUCUUGCUAUAUUAUAGGGUUGUGUGUAUAAAAAUUCAUCUGAGAUGCUGCAGGUAUUUUGUGAAUAUCAGCUGUUUGGUUUUAAAACACUGAUAGGAGAGUAUGUGCAGCAUGAAGUAGCUAAUGAAUGUGGUUCUUAUUUAAGUGUUUGAACUUGCACAGCUGUAAAUAUUGUACAGUGAAGUCCAUAUGUGUUUCUACACUACAUAGCCUUGAACUAAAUCCAGAUAUCUAAGAUUAUGUACAAGAAAGUCAUC